Paramecium sonneborni is the source of this 558-nucleotide messenger RNA. NCBI's taxonomy places the organism in Eukaryota, Ciliophora, Oligohymenophorea, Peniculida, Parameciidae. The record is from the annotation of a GenBank genome assembly.
AUGAUAACUGCUUAAAUAAGAACCUCAAAAGUCAAAUUAUCAAAACAUAAAAUAUAAAAUAGUUAGCCCACAAUAUUAAACUAUUCAAAUAUAAAUAGUUUUCAUGAAUUUUUUAAUAACAGUUCACAUAGUAAUGAAAAGAGAUAGAGCAUAUUUAACAGUAGAUGUAAAACUGAGAAUAACUAAAUGGAUGUAUCAAUAAAGCAGAACAAACCAAAAUAAUCUAGUUAAUCUACAACCAUUAGUUUGGCAAGCAGUACUAGUCCUAAUUAAGGUAUGAAAAAUAACAAAGGCAAUUCUAACAGCAGCAGUAAAAUAUUGCAACAAACUAAUUCUAUCAAUCCAUUCUAAGGAAAUGGAACAAAUCAAAAACUAUAAUAGUAAUUACUAAAAAUUGUUGAAAGAACUAAGCACAUGAUGGAUAAUUAUUAGACAACUCUUAGAAAAUGGGAAUUAAGGGAACAGGAACUCAAAUAAGAAAUAUCAACCUUAAAAAAAAUCAUUGAAAGAUAAAAUGCUCAACUUGAAAAACACAAUUUAAAUCCAAUAUAUUUAUGA